GUCAAACAUGGCCCCCCUUCCUUCUGGGUGUGAGAGAAACGACAGCUCACAAAGGAAAGAAAUCUGUCAAAAAGAACGGCGCAGAUUUGGUUUGAACCCCGCAGCCUCGCGCCGACGAUCCUCCGUGUGACAUCCUUGGCAAGUGAGACACGGCCUCUGAACGAUGGCGUGCGCCAGGGACAGAAAGUGACCAAAGAACGGCCCCUCCGUUGUUGCACACCGUGCGUCCGGAUCCCCCCCCCCCACCUCCCCCAACAGUGAUCCUCCGCCCCCCGCCGCCAUGCUGAUCAACCCGGUGCUCGCGGAGUCGUCCGUGGUCCUGGCCGCGGUGCUGUGCGUCCACAUGGCGAUCUGGAACCAGCACACCUGGUGCUGCAUAGCCCUCUUCAUCCAGGCCUUCUACGUGCAGCACAAGUGGGACCGCCUGCUGAGGGGCGGCGGCGCCGUCUUCCAGUUCCGCCCCUCCGCCAACAGCGGCAUCGUGCCGGCCUCCAUGGUGAUGCCCCUGCUGGGCCUGGCGCUGAAAGAAAAGUGCUCCGCCGCGGGGAACGUCUACUUUGAGCGCUUCUCCAUCGUGGUCACCAUCACCGGCAUGAUGCUGGCCCUGUUCCUGUCGCUGAUCGCGCUGGGCAUCACCAGACCCGUGCCCACCAACACGUGCGUGAUCGCCGGCGUGGCCAGCAGCGCCAUCCUCUACACGGCGAAACAGACGCUGACGGUGUCCGAGGUCAUCGAGGUCCUGGAGGUGCUGCUGAUCUUCGUCUACCUCAGCCUGAUCGUGCUCUACCUGCUGCCGCGCUGCCUCACGCCCGGCGAGGCGCUCCUGGUCGUCGGCGGGAUCAGCUUCAUCGUCAACCAGCUCAUCAAGCGCUCCCUGAACCUGGCCGAGGUCAAAGGCGACCCGGUCAACUACUUCCUGCCGGUGGUGGUGGUGGGCUCGCUGCUGCUGGGCGUCUUCUUCGCCCUGCUCUUCUGCUUCAUGGAGUCCGAGACCUGGGUGUCGUCCCUCUUCUUUCACAUGAUGACGGCCGUCCUGGGCCUGGGGAUCCUCAUGCCGUGGCUCUCCCUGUUCAUCGGCCGGCACCCCAUCAUGUGGCUGCUGGACUUUGUCACGCUGAACGACCGGAGGCUCUGCCUGCUGGGCUACUGGGGGCUCCUGGCCGUCGUGGCCACUUGCGUCGUGCUGCACCAGAACUACCAGCGCCAGUCCGGCUCCAAGAAGCACCAGGCCUCCACGGUGGUCCGGAAGUACUUCCACCUGAUCGUGGUGGCCACGUACGUCCCGGGGCUGGUGUACGACCGGCAGCUGCUGCACGUGGCCUCCGUGGGCUGCCUGGCGGUCUUCCUCUUCCUGGAGUACGUGCGCUACUUUCGGAUCCGGCCGCUGGGCCAGCUGCUGCGGCAGCUGCUCACCUUGUUCCUGGACGAGCGGGACUCCGGGCCUCUCAUCCUGACCCACGUUUACCUGCUGGUGGGCGUGUCCCUGCCCAUCUGGCUGUUCCCCGGGCCCUGCGCCCCGAAGGGGGCGCUGCCGGGGGCCGGCGGCCUGGUGCCCUACGCGGGCGUGCUGGCCGUCGGCGUCGGAGACACUGUGGCGUCGGUGUUUGGCAGCACCAUGGGGGAGAUCCGUUGGCCCGGCACCAAGAAAACGGUGGAGGGCACGGCGACGUCCGUGUUCGCCCAGAUCAUCGCCGUGGCAAUGUUCCUCAUCUUCGACGGGAGCGUCAACCUGAACUCGUCGUACUCGUGGAUCGUCGGCUCCAUCACUCUGGUGGCCAUGCUGGAAGCCUACACCUCCCAGAUAGACAACCUCCUGCUGCCGCUCUACCUCUUCAUCCUGCUGAUGCUUUGACUGGACAAAAAAAAAAAAAAGUGCAAGAGUGGGGGGAAAAAAUGUGAUGGUCCUCAUUGUAAAAGAAUAGCUUAACCGAGCCGGUCGAUGCCCACGAGCCAAGCGGCACUCAAUAAACGGGCUCCUGACUCUGUGGCAGCAGGCAUGAUGUUAGCAUGACCGCAGCGUCUCCGGCACCUCGGAUGACGUAUGUUCGGUAUCCGUUGCUUUGAGGAAUGAGAUGAAUAUUUCAGAAGAACUUGCUGACAAAGAUGGGUAAGAGCUGCUAAUAUUCCUAAUAUUCCACCUUUUUUUUUUUUUUUUU
Molecule: messenger RNA, 2156 nt
Organism: Pungitius pungitius (ninespine stickleback)
Lineage: Eukaryota; Metazoa; Chordata; Actinopteri; Perciformes; Gasterosteidae
Gene: dolk
Product: dolichol kinase
Exons: 2
Coding region: 281-1852 (523 amino acids)
Biological process (GO): dolichyl monophosphate biosynthetic process
Cellular component (GO): endoplasmic reticulum membrane
Molecular function (GO): dolichol kinase activity
Source: RefSeq, a predicted model, not a curated record